AUGUCAGGCCCCGUGGAAACGAUGUCAGGUCUAGCCGAUACUGCGUCGUCAGGCCCAGCUGGUACCAAUGUCACUUCCUACACUUUGGCACCACCAGGCGUGAAGACUCCUAUAACCAGCUACGCUCCACCACAAACACCGGGGCAGACUGGAACUGUUUUCAUCCAGACAGUUGCUUCUGAACCUGGAAUGAGUGUUGACAACGAGAGGAAUGUGACUAUCAUGACUGAUGGCCCAGAGUCUCUUACGGAGCCUUAUACCAGGUACCAACCUCCUGGAUCUGCUGGAGAUCCAGGAACUGUCAUUAUCAAAACUCCACCUGUACGAUCUCCUGAGACAACUUCAGACUCAGCAGUCACCAUUCCUGCCCAUUCGGGUAGCCCUAAUGUUACCGUGAUCAGAGGUGGCCCAGGAAAGGAGGCUACUACCAUCUACGUCCCGCCAACUGGUACUGAGCCAGGCACAAUUAUCAUAGAGACACCCACUGAUGCAGCCGCCACUCAAGAGGACAAGACAUCUGCGGAUCAGAUGACCAGCGAGACACCAGCUGUGACCCUCCCUCCUAGCUCCAACAGCCCUAACGUCACUGUCAUUCGACCUUAUCCUGGACCUGAUUCAAUUACAGAGCCUGUGACAAGAUAUGUUCCUCCCACCGCUUCUGGGGAGCCUGGGACUAUUAUCAUUGAGACACAAUCCUCGGACAGUUCGGCCCCAACAUCGGCCAACCCCGAGAUCACUUUGCCUCCGAGUUCUCAAAGUCCCAACGUCACAGUGAUCAGGCCUUAUCCUGGACCUGGUUCAAUCACUGAGCCGGUCACUAGAUACGUCCCUCCUACUGCAUCUGGCGAGCCCGGGACCAUCAUCAUUGAGACACAGACAACUGAAACGUCUACUGAGCUUUCGGAGACUUCUUCUAAGACCCAAGCAACGAGCAGUCCUUCGGGAAUCACCAUUCCAGCCCACUCUGGAAGUCCCAACGUCACUGUCUUCAGGCCAUACACUGGCCCCGGUACGAUUGAGACUCCUGUCACAAGCUACAUCGAGCCUGCCAAUUCUGGGGAACCAGGUACUGUUGUUAUCGAGACACCAGUUUCCCGCUCGGAAAGUUCUCCUCAAUCAGAAGCGACGUUUACCUCUGGUCCCGUCUCAAACCCGGCAGUGCUUACCACUGACGGCAACACGACUCCUUUCUCGUCGGCGUCCAGCAACCCUGAUGCCCUUACGAUCAUACCCAGCGAUACGCGUGAAGAUGUGACUGUUAUCGAGCCAAACACCAAGUUUGCGGGUGCCACUGAGAACGUCACCCAGAUUAUACCACCCUCAGGAACAGCUCCUGGAACGAAGAUCAUCUACACGCCCCUGAACACCCCUGGCCAGUCUUCUAUGGGCGCCGCAGACACGGAUUCUUAUGUCACGAUCAGUGCGACAGUCACUAUUCCGGGAGAUCCCUCCACUCGAACUGGUGUAGAUUCCAACGCUGGAAGUGAUGCUGGUACCACAGGUGCCGAGACCAAUGUCAUCAUCAUCCCACCUAGUGGUACCGAGCCUGGAACUGUCGUUUCUCAGACCAGUGUUUAUCUGGACCAGACUUUGGCUCAGCACGGAAAUGUCACCAUCACUAGAGCAGCACCCGCUGGUGUCACCACUCCUUUCACCACCUAUUCACCCCCUGCGCAAUCGAGUGAUAUGGGAACAAUCAUCGUUGAGAUUCCUGACUACAACGUCACAACUACCAGAGCCGGCCCUGCUGGAGUCACAACUACUUUGACAACCUACUCGCCCCCUGCUUCUCCUGGUGGACCAGGAAUGGUUAUUAUCGAGACUCCUGACUAUAACGUCACGGUCACACGUCAAGCACCAGCAUCAGUUACGAGCGUUCGAACAACUUAUGCCCCUCCAGGUACCCUAGGUGAUCCUGGUACCGUCAUUGUUGAGACACCUAACAAUGACUACAAUGUUACAAUCACCCGUGGAGCAUCUAUUACGGCACCUUUCACUACAUACUCGCCUCCUGGUUCUUCAGGUGAUCCUGGUACAGUUAUCGUCGAAACUCCUGACUAUAAUAUUACUGUCACAACACAGGCCCCGAGUUCUAUCACGAGUGUUCGCACCAAAUAUGUCCCUCCUGGCUCCGCUGGAGAUCCGGGUACUGUGGUCGUUGAAACACCUAACAAUGAUUACAAUGUCACAGUCACCAGAGCUGCCCCUGCCUCUGUCACCAAGAUGUAUACGACAUACGCUCCCCCAGGUGCCCCAGGCGAUCCAGGUACUGUAUUUGUCGAGACGCCCAACUACAACGUUACCGUUACUCGGGGUGCCUCAAUUACAGCGCCUUACACAACAUACUCGCCGCCUGCUACACCCGGCGAUCCAGGCACUGUUAUUGUUGAAACGCCCGACUACAAUGUUACAGUCACGACGGAAGCACCAAGAACCGUCACCACCUUGCGUUCAACCUAUGUUCCACCUGGAAAGUAUGGAGACCCUGGCACUGUUAUUAUUGAGACACCGAUUGGUCCUUACAAUGUAACCACCACUCGUGGUGCCUCAAUCACAGCACCGUUCACAACCUACUCUCCCCCAGGCUCUCCAGGCGAUCCAGGAACCAUAAUUGUAGAGACGCCUGAUUACAACGUCACAAUUACACGACAAGGACCCAAGACAGCAACUGCCGUAUUCUCAACUUACUCGUCACCUGGAACGCCUGGCGAUCCGGGUACAGUUAUUGUUGAGACUCCCGCCGCUGCCUACAAUGUCACCACCACUCGAGGGGCUUCGACAAUCACGACACCUUUCACAACAUACUUGAGCCCGAGUGAAGCUGGAGACCCUGGCACUGUUCUUAUUGAAACGCCUGAUUACAAUGUCACAAUCACAAGACAGGCCCACAAGUCAGUAACAUCUUUGGUUUCUAUCUAUUCGCCACCGGGAAGUCCUGGCGAUCCUGGCACCGUUAUUAUUGAGACACCAAUGGGUCCAUACAACAUCACAACGACUCGAGGUGCUUCGUCAGUGACAGCCUCAAUUACAACAUACAUGCCGCCGGGACAGCCUGGAGAUCCCGGAACCGUGUUGGUUGAGACCCCAGAGUACAACGUCACAAUCACUAACGAGGCUACUGACUCUGCUUCGGAUACUAUUACGAGAUAUAACCCGCCAGCCUCCCCAGGUGACCCAGGAACCGUCGCGAUCAUCAUGCCUAACCAAAAGGCUGCAUCAACUUCGCCAGAUCCAUCUCUCACCGACGCGCCUGGUCAGAAUGUCACCGUCUAUCGACCUGGUCCAAGGACGCUUACUGGACCCGUUACCUCGUACAUUCCCCCUUCGAGCCGCGGAGAUAAUGGCACGGUAAUUAUAGAGACUCCUGGCCCGGCCACUCCUUUCAAUAUCACGACAACCCAGACAGUUGACACCAUUACUGCCAUCUACACAACUUACAUGCCAGCCGGUGCCCAAGACGAUCCAGGAACCAUACUCGUUGAGGUUCCUCCCUCACGCAAUGUGACAAUCACCAAGGACGAUGCCACUAUCACAGCACCAUACACAACUUACUCGCCGCCAGGCACUGCUGGUGAUCCGGGUACAGUUAUCAUUGGUAUGCCUGCCGAUCGCAAUGUGUCUAUCACAUCUAUCGUCAACAGUCGAACUGCUCCUUACACAACAUACAUGCCACCAGGUAACCGUGGGGAUCCCGGCACUGUUCUUGUUGAACUGCCUCCUGAUUCAAAUGUCACGACAACCAAGACAGUCAGCGACCGAACUGCUGUCUACACCACCUACUCGGGACCUGCGAACAGAGGUGACCCUGGUACUGUUAUCAUCGAGGUGCCUCCUGGGCGUAAUGUGACAGUCACAGAAGUUGCUAGCACUAUUACCUCUCCUUACACAAGUUAUUCCUCGCCUGCUAACCAAGGAGAUCCGGGUACGGUUUUCAUCGGCAUGCCCCCUGAUUCUAAUGUGACAAUCACAACCGAAGUCUCAACCCGAACUACCCCUUACACAACGUACUCGUCGCCAGCUAGACAGGGCGACCCUGGCACCGUCAUCGUGGAGUUACCGCCCGACAGGAAUACCACGAUCACGAAAGAGAUGGCUAGUCGCACUCAGCCGUUUACUACUUACAUGUCACCAGCUACCAAGGGUGACCCGGGUACUGUCAUCGUGGAGAUGCCACCGGACAGAAAUGUGACUAUUACAACAGAAAUCCCAACCCGCACUAAGCCAUAUACUACAUUUGCAACACCUGCAAACAAGGGUGACCCAGGCACUGUUAUCGUGGAGAUGCCGCCGGAUAGAAAUGUUACUAUCACGACAGAGGUUACCAGCCUGACUGCUCCUUAUACCAGUUACGCUUCGCCUGGAAGUGAAGGCGACCCGGGUACUGUUAUCAUUGGUACGCCACCGGACAGAAAUGUCACUAUCACAACUGAAGUGCCUACUCGCACUGCCCCCUACACGACAUAUUCUGCCCCUGGCGCGAGAGGAGAUCCAGGCACUGUUAUCAUUGAACUGCCCCCUGAUCGGAACGUCACUAUCACCUCCGAGGUUACUGGUCGUACCGCUCCUUAUACUACUUUUGCACCACCCGCCACUAAAGGCUACCCAGGCACGGUUAUUGUCGAAUUACCUCCUGACCGUAAUGUCACCACUACGGAAGAGGUGCCUACAUUGACCCAGGCUUAUACUACUUAUUCGCCUCCAGGAAGCCUCGGCGACCCAGGCACUGUAAUUGUGCGACUUCCACCUGACAGGAAUGUCACUAGAACGACUGUGGUUGAUACAAUUACGGCGGCUUCUACUGUCUAUUCUGCACCAGCCAAUAGGGGUGAUCCAGGCACCAUUUUCAUCGAGGUGCCCCCAGCCAGGAACGUUACCACGACUGAAGUCGUUAAUAGCAUCACUCGGGCCACUACCACCUAUGUGCCGCCUGCACAACAAGGCGAUCCUGGUACUGUCAUUGUCCAAGAACCCCCUGAGACGAACACGACUAUUGUCGAAGUCGUUUCUACAAUCACUCGUCCAGCUACCAGGUACAUGACGCCUGGUACCAAGGGUGAUCCGGGCACUGUCUAUAUCGACGUACCACCGAACCACAACGUUACGAUUACCACAACAGUCAGCACAAUCACUCGCCCAACCACAACGUUUGCCCCCGGUGCCACGGAAGGGGAUGCUGGCACAGUUCUCGUUGAGAUGCCCCCAGAGUAUAAUGUCACAUCAACACAGACUGUGCAGACCAUCAGUAGGCCACUUACUCGUUACUCAUCUCCCGCUGAGGUCGGCGACCCUGGCACCGUCUAUCUCGAUAUGCCACCAGAGUAUAACGUCACUGUCACCACAACAAUCUACAGCAUCACGCGCCAAAGCACAACAUUUGCCGCGGGUGCGACGCAAGGAGACCCAGGCACAGUUAUUGUUGAAAUGCCCCCAGAGUACAACGUCACCACAACCCAGACUGUGCAGACUAUCAGUAGGCCAGUCACCCGUUACUCCAAGCCAGGUGAGGUUGGGGACCCAGGCACGAUCUACGUCGAUCUCCCGCCGGAGUACAAUGUCACUGUCACAACGACGGUCCCAACGAUCACAAGACAAUCUACAACAUUUGCUCCCGCUGCGCAGCGAGGCGACCCUGGUACAAUCAUUAUCGAGAUGCCACCAGACACCAACACUACGACAACCCAAACCAUCCAGACAAUCACGAGACCAGUCACAAGAUACUCUAAGCCUGGUGAGGUUGGUGAUCCCGGCACAGUCUAUGUUGAUCUGCCGCCGGAAUACAACGUAACAAUAACUACCACUGUCCCCACGAUAAUGAGGCCCUCAACUACCUUUGUUCCAGCUGGCACACAGGGUGAUGCCGGUACAAUUCUUGUUCAGAUGCCGCCGGAAACCAACGUUACAACAACUCAAACGGUCUCAACAAUCAGCAGACCCGUUACUAGAUAUUCCACUCCCGGUACUGCUGGAGAUCCUGGUACUAUAUACGUUGAUCUUCCGCCAGAAUAUAACGUCACCAGGACCACAACUGUCGCGACGAUCACACGAGCAUCAACCACAUUUGCUCCAGCUGAUAUGCAGGGCGAUCCUGGAACUGUCAUCGUGCAACUUCCCCCGGCUUACAACGUCACGGUAUCGUCAGUCGACCCGACUAUUACUCGUCCAGCUACACGUUUUGCCACCCCAGCAACUGCAGGAGACCCUGGUACUGUCUAUAUCGAUCAUCCGCCAGAAUAUAACGUAACAACCACUGAGACUGUAAGCACGAUUAGCCGGGUUACGACAACAUUCAACCCUGCUAGUGAAGAAGGCGAUCCAGGUACUAUCCUCGUGCAGGUUCCUCCAGAAUACAAGAACACGGCAACCCAGACAAUCAGCACCAUUACUGCCAUCUACACAACAUACAAUCCAGCCGAUACUCAAGGUGGCCCCGGCACAAUCUUGGUGAAGGCCCCAUCUGACUACAAUAUCACUACUACAGAGACUGUCAGCACAAUCAGCCAAGUCAGAACUUCAUACAAACCAGCUGGCACACAAGGCGACCCGAACACAGUACUCAUCCAGGUCCCUGUCGACCACAAUGUCACCAGCGACUCAUCAGAUGCCUUGAGCAAUCAUUCCGAUAUGCCUUCUGGACCUUCUGGUUCUACCAACAUGCCUUCUGGACCUUCUGGUCCUUCUACAGGUGCAACUUUUGGACCCUCUGGUCCAUCAAGUGGUCCUACUGCACCAUCAGCCAUGCUUCAGUGCCUUCAAGUGGUGCUCCUUCUGGUAUCCCAUCAGCAUCACGCGUUUCAUCUGGUUCUGUACCAUUAUCUGGCCCUUCAGCCAGUCUUCCAAGUGGUGCAUCUACCGGUGUCCCUUCAGCUUCACGUGUUUCUUCAGGCUCCCAACCUCCUGCUCCGUCAAGCGGUCCUUCCGCCGGCCCUUCAAGCGGUCUUCCCUCAGCAUCGCAGGUUUCAUCUGGUGAUGCAGGAACAUCUUUUGAGCCCCCUGGCGUGGUCCUUCAGGAUCACGUAUUUCAACUGGUUCCCAACUGUCAGCGCCUUCAAGCGGCUCGUCUGCUGGCCCUUCGGCCGCCCCUUCAAGCGGUGCUUCAACUGGCCCAGCGUCUGCUGGAUCUCAGAUGUCAGCACCUUCAACCGGCCCUUCUGCUGGCCCCUCGUCAGCAUCACAUGUUUCAACUGA
Molecule: messenger RNA, 7185 nt
Organism: Fusarium graminearum PH-1
Lineage: Eukaryota; Fungi; Ascomycota; Sordariomycetes; Hypocreales; Nectriaceae
Exons: 3
Coding region: 1-7185 (2394 amino acids)
Biological process (GO): cell adhesion
Cellular component (GO): fungal-type cell wall
Source: RefSeq, a predicted model, not a curated record